Molecule: messenger RNA, 1840 nt
Organism: Nematolebias whitei (Rio pearlfish)
Lineage: Eukaryota; Metazoa; Chordata; Actinopteri; Cyprinodontiformes; Rivulidae
Gene: cbll1
Product: Cbl proto-oncogene-like 1, E3 ubiquitin protein ligase
Exons: 6
Coding region: 34-1485 (483 amino acids)
Biological process (GO): protein ubiquitination; regulation of cell adhesion
Molecular function (GO): ubiquitin protein ligase activity
Source: RefSeq, a predicted model, not a curated record
UUCCCACAGUGCAUUGCGUUCACUCGUUGGAUCAUGGACCAAAGCGACAAUGAUCUUCAAGGAAGUGAUGGCUCUGGGAGUUUGGGUGGACUGGAUGUUCGCAGACGAAUCCCCAUCAAACUCAUCUCGAAGCCGCCCCUAAGGAGUAAACCCCAGCAGCGUGUUCAGAGACCCACCAGCAGGCCGUGUAAAAGUGAACCUGGAGAAGAUGAUAAAUUUAAUUUCAAGCAAGAGGACAGGUUUGAUUGUGGCACAAAAGCUGGAGAUGUAUUUGCAGCUCAGAGGAGGUUUCCCCAGCCACUGUUUUGGGACUAUAAGUUAAAUUUAGUUGGUGAAAGAGAUGAGGUACCAGUUCACUUCUGUGAUAAAUGUGGCCUCCCUAUCCAGCUGUACGGACGGAUGAUUCCUUGCAAACAUGUUUUUUGCUACGACUGCGCUCUGCUGCAUGAGAAAAAAGGAGAGAAGAUGUGCCCUGGUCUCUCUCUGUACAGCUGCACAGACCCCGUUCAGCGCAUUGAGCAGUGCCAGCGAGGUUCCCUCUACAUGUGCAGCGUCGUGUCGGGAUGCAAGCGCACCUACCUGUCCCAGCGGGACCUCCAGGCCCACGUGAACCACCGCCACAUGAGGGCGUCCAAGUCCUCAAUGGGCCGCCAGGAUCCUGUGCACAUGCCGCCCGUGCCCGAAGUCUCGGAGCGGUUCCGCGUGCCUCCGCCUCACAUACCCAAAAAUCAUGUCCACCUCCCCAACCCGCUCCAGCACGGCAGUCACGACCCAUACGGUCAGCCGCCCCCGCCAAGCCCUCACGAAGGCCCACCACCGCCUUCUGCUCUAGGGCCCGAGACUUUCCGUAUCUCCACGGUAACGACUCGCAAACACAGCAAUCUCAUCACCGUACCCAUCCAGGAUGACUCCUCCACACGGGACCCCCUCUCUGGGGGUCCCAGUCAGCCCCCCCACCACCACCCUGGAGACUAUCCUGGCCAGCCUCCUGUAGUGUCACAUUCUCACCACAUGAUGGGGCCACCGCAGCAUAACUUUGGGCCCCCUCCUCCCCCUCCCCCUCCUAUCAGUCACCCAAUGCAGCAUCUUGCUCAGGCCUCCAGGACGCCACACUUGGUGUACAACCAGGCCCCUCCACCCCCGAUGUCCACAGCUCCCCCACCUAUCACUCCCCCACCAGGGCACAUCAUAGGUCAGAUGCCCCCUUAUAUUAACCACCCACCCCCAGGACCUCCACCACAGCAUAGUGGACCCCCUGUUAACGCCCCGCCACCACAUCACUAUAACCCCGCCUCCAUGCAGCAGUUCCCCGAGGACCAGGGCACUCUUAGCCCCCCAUUUAGCCAACCAGGAGGGCUUAGUCCCGGUAUGUGGCCUGCUCCAAGAGGGCCACCACCUCCACGGAUGCAGGGUCCCCCUCCUCAGGGCCAGAUGCCUGGUCCACAUCAUCCAGAUCAGGGUCAUUAUCGACCUUACUAUCAGUAAACUGCUAACUCGAUAAACAUUAAGUGUCAUUUCAUUUUCAUCAAACUUAUUGAAUAAUGUGAUAGAGCCUCAGGGUUUCAGGAUGUAGGACUUUGAUUUUUAUAAUAAAACGGCCCUGAAUAAAUUGUAUGUGGUGCACAUUUUAGUUAGCUGUCCUCAGUGACUCUGAACAUGUUACUGAGUCUGAUGAGCAUUUGAUGAGUGUGUGUGUAUGUUGAUGAUGCUGAUGUUUCACACACACACGCCAUUAAAUGAUGUUACCAGUUCUUUAUGGUUUUUAUUGCCAUAUUUCUCUUGUUUUUCAUGAUAUGGUUGUCGAUUCAAGAUCAUACCAGCUAAUAAACACUUAAUGGGU